CCCCGGGAGAGAAGACUCAGGAGCAGCUGGCAGGCACAAGGUGAAGGACAUGAAGGUACAGCGUGUUUCCCUCUGGCUCCUGGGUGCAAUGCUCAUUCUGUGCUCAGUGCGCACCCACCCCCUCAGGAGAUGUUGGAUUUCCAUGGACAUGCGCCACGUAGAAGAGAGUUUCCAAGAAAUCAAAAGAGCCAUUCAAACUAGGGACAACUUCCACAACGUCACCAUCCUGUCCACACUGGGGGCGCUGCAGAGCAUUAAGCCUUUAGACGUAUGCUGCGUGACCAAGAACCUCCUGGCAUUCUACGUGGACAGGGUGUUCAAGGAUCAUCAGGAGCCGAACCCCCAAAUCUUGAGAAAAAUCAGCAGCAUUGCCAACUCCUUCCUCUACAUGCAGAGAACUCUGCAGCAAUGUCAGGUGCAGAGACAAUGUCGCUGUAGUCAGGAAGCCACCAAUGCCACCAAAAUCAUCCAUGACAACUAUGAUCAGCUGGAGGUCCAGUCUGCCGCCAUUAAGUCCCUGGGAGAACUCAAUGUCUUUCUAGCCUGGAUUGACAAGAAUCAUCAGGAAACUUCUGCUGCUUGACAUGAGGAGCCUGUCUAAUUACCCAGGGAAACAACCAACUUUGAAGGGGAGUGGAUGGGGAAAGCCCCCAUGUUUAUCCAAAUGAGGGUCCUUUCAGAGGACCUCCCUACUGAUCUGGAAUUCUCUCCUGGGGUUGGGGGAUUGCAGGGAGAAACCUGGGUUUGAGCAGAACUCACCCUGCAGCUGGAAGUCCUACUGGUCUCAGGCUGUCUAAUCCCACUUGAAAGUACCCAAAUAGUCUAUUGUAGUAUUUAUAAUGAAAUAUGUCUGCUGAA
Messenger RNA from Sciurus carolinensis (gray squirrel), 858 nucleotides. RefSeq names its product interleukin 19 (gene Il19). The transcript is spliced from 6 exons. The record is from RefSeq and is a predicted model, not a curated record. Lineage: Eukaryota; Metazoa; Chordata; Mammalia; Rodentia; Sciuridae. Bases 50 to 583 code for a protein of 177 amino acids.